Molecule: messenger RNA, 2022 nt
Organism: Venturia canescens
Lineage: Eukaryota; Metazoa; Arthropoda; Insecta; Hymenoptera; Ichneumonidae
Gene: Pnn
Product: desmosome associated protein-like protein pinnin
Exons: 5
Coding region: 130-1350 (406 amino acids)
Cellular component (GO): catalytic step 2 spliceosome
Source: RefSeq, a predicted model, not a curated record
AAUGUCGAUGGAACUGCGCAUGACAAAACUUGUUGUCACGUUCCUCACAAGCCCGGUGCGGUUUUUGCCGCGGUGUGUAAAUAUUCCGCAUUUAUUGUGAAUUUAACGAAUGUGUAAUUGUUGGGUGAAAUGAGAAGGCUCAAUUCGAUGGAGCCGUGCGGAGCAAAAAGGCUCGAAGCCGAAUUAGAAGCUGCGCGAGAGGGUCUGCGAGAUUUGGAUCACGAUAUCAGAAAAAUUCACGGCCGGGAACUUCCCAAUGGCGGAAAUAGGACUGCACCGCGUUCCCCUAGUCUUAGACGGGGUCAAAAACGACCUCUUCCAGAGGAUCGCAAAAGAAGCUUGGAUUUUGGAAAUAACGAUCAGCCCGGUGGCAAGAGACGUGGACAACCACCUCCGGGUGAACCUAAAACAGUGUUCAGUCGACUCAGCGCUAGAGUUCCUUCCAAUCCUGAUGACAGUGCAGACGAAGAUGAUAGCGCCAUUAAGCCUGCUGUUCCGUCAAGAGUUAUAGCAACGCCUAGAGAAGUACCAUCUCGUCAGGAAGUGUUGAAACGAGAAAGAGUCGAUGAACGAAGUAGACAGCGGAACAAAAGAAUGUUUGGCGCUUUGCUUGGGACUUUACAAAAGUUCCGACAGGAAGAAACUAAGUUGAAAGCAAAAGAGGACAAAAAAGCAGAAGUCGAGGCGAGAGUGGAGGAAGCAAAGAGGCGCGAAAAAGAAGAGCUGAGACGAGAAAGGCAGCAACUGUUUCUUUCCCGUAAACGGCAAUUGGCAGAGGUUCGAGCUCUCGAAGCAAAACUCGCGAGAAGCAAGGAAUUCCAAGAGUGGCGAGCUGCACAAUUACCACUCGCAUCUUUUAUCAAAACUCGGGCGCACCCUUCGAUAUAUUAUUUACCGAAGCGUCAGCACCCCCGGACAGAUGCUCUGCUUGAACAAUGCGCCAAAGAACUCCACGAAGAAGUACAGCGACGAGAAACCGCGUUGACCGAAGAGCUUGAAUUGAUUGAAUCACAGGCUGGUUACGGAAAGAAUCAGCAGCAAUACGACGGGAUUGGAAUGCCAAUGCAAGCCAGCGAAAUUUCGCAAGUAGCAUCAACGGAGGCUGAAGAGAAUCGGGAUCCAAAUCCCGAGCCGAACGUAUGUAACGAUCAGUUGUCAAUGACGAUAGAUUCCAAGUUAUCACCGAAAAUAGUGAAGGAGGAAAUGCCGUUACCGAUCAUUCAGAUCGACGAGAUAGUCGACUCGGAGUUAAAUAAUGACAAAUUGAUGGUUAAGCCGGAAAAGGAAGAAAUGGAAGAAGAGGAGGAGGAGGAGGAAGAUCAAGAUCACGAGGACGAAAAUAAUCGCUAGCAGUUGGUCUUUCUUUCUCCUUCUCGUUGUAUAUAAUAUAUAGCACCGUCGCAUUUCGUUGAGUCCGCGAAAAGAGAGAAGAAAUAAAGAUUUUUUAUGAAAAUAAUCGAAGCAGAAGAUCAACUUAUUCAGAUGAAAGAAUAAGGAAGAAAAGUGACUAAUAAGAAACAUCGAACAUUUUCAAUGUUUGUAUAACUAUCAUAAAAUCCUUCGACUUGUCCAAUCAUUUUAAUUUUCAUCGAACGCAUUGAUGCAUCAUUCAUUUUUCACUCUCAAAUCAAGCUCUGUCCAUCUGCUAACGAUAUGCUCAUCUCCAUUUUGACCGACGUCUUUUUUCAUUGCAUUUCAUUCGACAAGAAACCGCUGAUCAAUAUAUAUAUUGCAAUAACUCAUGAAAUUAUUAUAAAAAUAAAAGAACUUGAAGUUUCAAACAAUUAUUAUGGUAAUGACUAUUGUAUUUCUUAGUUUUAUAGAGAAUUAUCAGUUCGAAAAGUACAAAAAAAUGUGCUCAAACUCGGCACAUUGAACCAGCAUUAUGCAAGGAAGAGAAAUAAACUGUAAAAUUAUGCAACUUAUUAAAAACGAACCCAAAAUCUUUUGUUUUUACCGAUUAGUCGAAUAUAUUGCACGCACAAUUGACAAAAGUAAAUAAAUUUUUGGUUAUUGCUCAAA